GCUCGUGCAUCAGUCUUCUUUAAACCGUGGUGGUAUGUUUAUUGAUCAUCGAUCCCUCGACUUUGGUCGGUACCUAUUUUCUGUUUCAGAAAGAUAUCCAACAGAUCGAAUUUUGUCCCUUCGUGUUUGUCAUGAUUAAAGAUAGAAUUAAUUUUUGCCAAAAUGACGGUUUAACGACAAUGUGAUUAGUAGUAAUAAUAACAAAGGAAAACAAAUGUCAAUUAAUAAUAGGAACGACGACGUUCAAAUCAAUAAAGAGGGAACAAUGGUGUCUGUGUCAACGAUUCAACAAUCAAAUGAGUCCUUCAAUAAAAUCAACAUAGAAGACGGUAUAAAACAACAAUUGGCAUAUUUACACAAUCGACGGCCGGCCAUACAGUCACGAACCGACAGCAAAGUACAAGACUUGAGGGAGGAACAAAUGGAAAGCAAUUUAAAAUUAUUAAAAUUCGUAGCCGAUUCCCAGUUGACAUUAACUCAAGUUAAUGGUCAGAGGAAGCUCGGUCCACCUCCUGGCUGGACAGGACCUCCUCCUGGUCCAAAAUGCGAGAUUUUUGUCGGCAGUAUCCCCCGAGAUUAUUACGAACCGGAAAUUGUUCCUAUAUUUAGUACUGUAGGAACGAUUUAUGAGUUACGCUUGAUGAUGGAAUUUUCUGGCAUAAAUAGGGGUUACUGUUUUAUUAUGUACACCACUGAAGAAGAGGCAGCUCGUGCUGUUAAAGAAUUAGAUCAGCAUGAAAUUUAUCCUGGGAAAAGAAUCGGUGUUGUUGCAAGCACAAAUAAUUGUCGGCUUUAUAUUAAUCAGCUGCCUCGAAAUCUCGAUUCUAAAACAAUUAUCAAGAAAAUCUACGAGAUGACCGAUGAAAUCGAUAAAGUGGCCGUUUAUAGAAAUUUCAACGGCUUCGUUUGUUAUGUUCUGGUUUCGUAUAAAACCCAUCGAGGUGCCGCCAUGGCGAGAAGAAGAUUGGUGCCUGAAUCGGCCAUGCUUUUUAAAAAUUGCGAGGUCAACAUAGAAUGGGCUAAUGCGAACAUGACACCUUUUAACGUAUAUGAAGAAAGUGGAACAUGUGACGAAGAAGGCAAUAUAGUAAUAACAGAAACGUUUAUCGAACCAGUUAAAACUAAAAAGAUCGCGGUUCGUGCGAAACAGAAGGCCGUCAAUAAACGAUCUAACAUAAUAAACAAUCAACGAAUGCAAAAAUCAAUCGAUACGUCGGUUCACAAAGGCAGACCCAUAAAAGCUGCGUCGUCCAAUUCGUUGAAAAGUCACGAUAAUCCAAUAAGUCAAUGCAAACUAGAAAAAUGUCGAUCAAAAAGUUUGGUUUGUUACAAUUGUUGUUCGUUGGUGGAACUUGCAAGGAAAAAGUACGCAUCAAAUGGAGCGUGUGACAUCAAUGGAAAUCUGAGAAACAGUUUAGAUCAUUCUUUACCGCACGAACAUUCCAAGCAGAAUUGCGCUCAACCGGAUCACUCGAAAGCAGUUCUUCCUGCGAUUAGUACAUAUUUAACGUAUUUAAACAAAGGAAAACGUUUGAAGAAUCCUAAAUGGAACGAGUUGCAAAGAUGUUCAAACGAUGCUUUAGGUAGUAUUCAAGAUUUUUCCAAAAAUCUAAAGAAUAUUCCUUCUGAUCUAAUUAACAAUUAUAGAUUAGAGUGUUCUUGUCAUUGUCAGUUUCACGGUAACGGUAGUUUUAAUUUACCAACGCUAUCUUCGAACGAUUUCCAGUCUGUUAAUAACUGGAAUUCGACGGAUAGUUUCGUGAAAGAUUUCUCUAAAGCCUUAAACAUUUCAAACAAAAGUGAUAGUAAAAAAUGUGUCAGACAAGAACAUAGAAGUAUUUAUAAAAGCGAACACAUUCCUGUAGAAACUAAUGUUCGCCACGUAUCGAAUAAUCGUUUGCAUUCUCGCUCCUUGAACGAAUCUAAUCGUCAACUUGCAAAUGGUCAGCAGUACAGUAAUUGCUAUCAAAAUUUUGCGAUUAAUACCGCAGAACAAAUUAAUGGAACAACCUACGAUCAAUUUCCAAGUCAAAAUGUGUUAUCCGAUUUACAAAAUGUCCAAGAGUUAACUGCAUUUCGUCAGGAACCAAAUCGUGAACAUUUUUCGCAACAAUUUCCAUUGAAUGAUGUGAAACCUAUGAUGAUCAAUCAAAAUUUUAAUUGGUUCUCUCCUGAACUUCUGCCUAUGGAAGUGUACCGUCGUGAAUCUGUAAACAUUUCAGGGGUAUCUAAUAAAAUUGUAAACGAUUGCAAGUAUUCGAACAAUCAUUAGAUGAUCAACAAUUCGCAGCAGUAUAAUUACGAAUCUUUUUUGAAUCCUAUAUCAAAGUUUAAUGGGAGAUUCGUACAUAAAAAUCCAAUAAACGCUGUGAAUCCUGCUAUAUAUCCGAAAGGCGCGAUGUUUGCAAAAGAUAAACCACAGUUUGUAGAGCAUUUUCGAAGACUUUGAGGAUUUAUCUUGCCAAGAGAUUAACUGUAAGGAUUAUCGAGUAUCAUAUCAGGAAGUUAUAUAAUUGUGAAGUAUUAUUUUGUAGUCUUUGCUUCGUUGGGUGCCGUUAUGUUGUAAUAUAAAGUUAAGAAAACACAGAUAAGUUGAAUUCAUGCUAAUAUUUCAUAAAAGUAUCUUGAGUUUCAUAGAUUCAUUUGUGUCUUCGUAAACAGAAUCGUCUAAUCUUCGUAAAUAGAGAUUUGUAAGAGGACAAAUUUGUGAUCAAAAUUUUUAACAUUCGAGAUUGUUAUAUGACAUUAUAAUACGUGUGUUAUGGCCGAAUUGAAAGGUUUUGCUAAUCAGUAUUUGAAAGAAAGUUUGGUGAUUCGCCUUUUUUUAUAAUCUAUGUCCUGAAUCGUGUGACACAGUUUUGUUUGUUAAGUAUAUAUACUUAUUCAUUUUUAAACUUAUAUCUUAAAUAUAGAACAUGGAGUAUGGAAAAUUUCGUAUUUUAUAUAAGCCGAAAUUCCUAAUGAUUAAUUAUCACUUCAAGAUUUACUAUUAUACUAAUAAUGUGAAGUAAAACGCGUUUUAUACCAAAGAAUAAUCUAUACUAAUGGCAAUCGUUAUUUCUUAUUAUUGUAAUUCUCUGAAUCUAAAUCAACCUUUAUAUAAUUUUAUUUUCUAAUCGUACUUGUAGUGAUGCUCCUUUUUUUCAAAGCUCAAUAAAUUGUUAAACUCUUUCUAUCUUCGAUUCUUUGUAUCUUGAUCUUCAUAUGAGAUUAAACGAUCUCUGUAUAAUUGCUUAUUGUAUUCCGUUUAUAUAACUAAGUGCUUUAUGUCGUUGCGAUGCAAUUGUACAAUGAAUGUUCAAAGAAAAGCAUAAUUUCUAAGCGAAAAUUACAAUUUAUUCUAAACACUAGAAAUGAUGUUAAGAUAGAUACGAUGUUGUUUUAUGAUACAUUAUAAUAUUUUACAAUCGUCGCUGACCGUAUAACAUUGUUAAAAAAACCUUUUUUCUUGUAAUCAACAAUCUCACACUUUUUUAAUGAAAUAAAUAAUGUUUUGGAAUAUU
Molecule: messenger RNA, 3503 nt
Organism: Bombus impatiens (common eastern bumble bee)
Lineage: Eukaryota; Metazoa; Arthropoda; Insecta; Hymenoptera; Apidae
Exons: 4
Coding region: 215-2272 (685 amino acids)
Cellular component (GO): nucleus
Molecular function (GO): mRNA binding
Source: RefSeq, a predicted model, not a curated record